AGAGAGAGAGGCGGUGGCGGCGGCAGCGGUGGCAGCAGUGAGGGUGGUUUGCCUACAGGUUUUGGAGAGGGCCGUUGCUGCGGGUUUGUCCCGGAGCGACUCAGUUCUUCGUGGGUUUUUCUUUUGUUGUUGUUCUUUUUUCUCUUUACUUACAGUCGUGUAAAGUUUUAGAACUUGUAUACUCUUUUCGUUGUUUGAUUGCUUGCUAACCCCUCACACUGAAACUUUUCCGCCGCGGCACAGCGCAUGGAGCGAGGACGCGGGAUGGGGAAAACGGCGUUGCUGGUUGUGCUCUGCCUCUGCGUGCGCGGGGCCGCCGGCUCAGAUCCCGCAGAAGCUGAGAUGAAUUUUGAGGGGAUUGAGAGCAAGUUUUCCUUAAGAACACCUGCAGAGCCUGAUGAGGAUGUCUGCUACCUGGUUCCUGGGCAGACGGACAGCUUGGCACAGUGCAACUUCAACCAUACCAGUAAAACCUUUGUGGUGAUCCAUGGGUGGACGGUGACAGGAAUGUAUGAAAGCUGGGUCCCAAAGCUGGUGGAUGCUCUGUACAAGAGGGAACCUGAUUCAAAUGUUAUAGUUGUGGACUGGCUGGUUCGAGCUCAGCAGCACUACCCAGUGUCUGCUGCUUACACGAAGCUGGUGGGAAAGGAUGUUGCUAUGUUUAUUGACUGGAUGGAGGAGAAGUUCAAUUACCCUCUCAAUAAUGUCCACUUGCUGGGAUACAGUCUGGGUGCUCAUGCUGCUGGGAUUGCUGGGAGUCUAACCAAGAAGAAGGUGAACAGAAUUACUGGUCUGGAUCCUGCUGGUCCCACCUUUGAGUAUGCUGACGCCCCUAUCCGCCUCUCCCCGGACGAUGCUGACUUUGUGGAUGUUCUGCACACGUACACUCGAGGCUCUCCAGAUCGCAGCAUUGGGAUUCAGAAACCUGUUGGACACAUCGAUAUCUACCCUAAUGGUGGAGGUUUCCAGCCAGGCUGCAACUUGGGAGAAGCUCUCCGCCUGAUUGCUGAAAAAGGCUUUUCAGAUGUGGAUCAGCUGGUGAAGUGCUCUCAUGAGCGAUCCAUCCAUCUCUUUAUUGACUCGCUCCUCUAUGAAGAGAAGCCCAGCAUGGCCUAUCGCUGCAACACAAAAGAGGCCUUUGAGAAGGGCCUCUGCCUAAGCUGCCGGAAGAACCGUUGCAACAACUUGGGUUAUAAGGUCAACAGAGUGAGAACAAAGAGAAACACCAAAAUGUACUUGAAGACCCGCGCUCAGAUGCCCUACAAAGUCUUCCAUUAUCAGGUCAAGAUACAUUUCUUCGGAAAGACCAGUGUGACCAAGGUAGACCAGCCAUUCCUGAUCUCUCUGUAUGGCACUCUAGAUGAGAGUGAGAACAUUGCUUUCACACUGCCUGAAGUCUCUUCCAACAAGACCUUCUCCUUCCUGAUCUACACCGAAGUGGACAUUGGUGACCUGCUUAUGCUAAAGCUGCAGUGGGAGAAAGAUACUUUCUUCAGCUGGUCAGACUGGUGGACUCCAUUUGCAUUCACCAUCCAGAGAGUCAGAGUGAAGUCAGGCGAAACUCAGAAAAAGGUGGUAUUCUGUUCUCGAGAUGGCAGCUCACGUCUUGGUAAAGGAGAAGAGGCAGCAAUAUUUGUGAAGUGCCUCGAGCAGCCCGUCAGCAGGAAGAGGGGAGGUGCCAAGAAAGCCUCUAAAGAAAAUUCUGCACAUGAGUCUGCUUAAAAAGUGGCAAGAAUGAGAAUUUCCACACUGGGGAGGAGGAGGGAGCCUGUUCAUCACUGUGAAGUGGAUGUUCAGAUCUGAAUAUAUAGAAAUAUUUAUCUGCUGCUGGCUUUUUUGACUGCUAUAUCUAGCUAUAUUAGGAGGCUUCUUGUAAGGAAGUCUCAGCGUACAAAGUUACUAACCAUAAAGUUACGUUAUCUGAAUAGUUAAAAACAAAGAAACCCCUGCAACAACUUGCCAAAGGCUUGAGUGUUAGGAAGGAAUAAGUAAUUUUGCUUAAUUGUGGUGCCUUGUGACAGUUUCUUGAUGUCAGCUCCUUUUUAUCAGUUUUGUAAUAUUUAUUGAAAAGACACAAAGCUUCUGUACCUGGUCUCUUUUUAGUGUUCUUUGUUUCCAAUAUUUUUACAGAAAUCUCCUGGAACUGCAGAUCUUUUUUCUUUUUUUUUUUUUUUUUUUUUUUUUUGUUGUUGUUGUUGUUGUUGUUACUGUUGUUGUUCUCCUGGCCUUGCUAACUGAAUUUUCAGACAGUUCAGCAGCUAGAAUUCAUUGUCUUCAAGUGUGUGUUUGGCAAGUGAGUAGUUUUCUCAUGGAAAAAAUGCCCUUGUGUGUAAAGCUAUAAAGAGAUGUCAGGGACUGGUUCAAUAUGGGGAUGAAUCUUUUGGGUUGUGGUUAUGAAUGUGGUUUAAUGGGUGUAGAUGCCAAUGCUUUUUAGCAAUAAUUAUAGUCUGUUAAGAUAUGUAAUCCCAUGCAGUUUAUCCUGGAAUAAAUAGCAAUAGGAGAAGACAGCAA
This is a messenger RNA of Tympanuchus pallidicinctus (lesser prairie-chicken), 2511 nucleotides long. RefSeq names its product lipoprotein lipase (gene LPL). Lineage: Eukaryota; Metazoa; Chordata; Aves; Galliformes; Phasianidae. The transcript has 10 exons. Gene Ontology annotation, molecular function: apolipoprotein binding; lipoprotein lipase activity. Gene Ontology annotation, biological process: lipid metabolic process. The record is from RefSeq and is a predicted model, not a curated record. Bases 247 to 1722 code for a protein of 491 amino acids.